Messenger RNA from Emiliania huxleyi CCMP1516, 249 nucleotides. RefSeq lists its product as hypothetical. Lineage: Eukaryota; Haptophyta; Isochrysidales; Noelaerhabdaceae. The record is from RefSeq and is a predicted model, not a curated record. The coding region runs from base 1 to 249 and encodes 82 amino acids. The transcript is spliced from 2 exons.
AUGCUCGUGAAAUCACCUCAGAGUUGCGCCUUUGCCAUGGUGCCAACAUUGAUGGUACUCACGCCACUCGUCAACAACGACCCGCUGUUGGUUACGCACGGCAUCGCGGCAUUCCACUCAGGUGUCAAGGUCGCUUCUCUGAUUGCAACAGACGGUUCCGUGCUCGUGGUUGCGACCCCGCUUGCUACAAACUUGCUCCUCGACCACUGCCUGGACUUCGCCGAAGCUGUGCCUGCUGGCUACGCGUAA